Chenopodium quinoa (quinoa) is the source of this 1392-nucleotide messenger RNA. RefSeq lists its product as uncharacterized. Gene Ontology annotation, molecular function: RNA-DNA hybrid ribonuclease activity; nucleic acid binding. Bases 1 to 1392 code for a protein of 463 amino acids. Lineage: Eukaryota; Viridiplantae; Streptophyta; Magnoliopsida; Caryophyllales; Amaranthaceae. The record is from RefSeq and is a predicted model, not a curated record. The transcript is spliced from 2 exons.
AUGGAUCUGGAGGAAACAUUUGCCACCCUGAACAAGUAUAGUUUCAAGCUCAACCCGAAAAAGUGUGUCUUUAGAGUGAGCUACGGAAAGUUUUUGGGUUUUCUGAUCAGCGAGAGAGGAAUAGAUGCCAACCCAGAAAAGGUCGAAGCAGUCCUCAAUCUGCUCGAGCCUAAGAGCAUCAAAGAUAUCAUGCGGUUGACAGGAAACAGAGAAUUCAAGUGGGGGACUAAGGAGAAAGAAGCCUUUGAGGGUAUUAAGGAGCAUCUGACUAAGCUCCCAACAAUGAUCAGCCUGGAGCUGACGGAAAAGCUGCAGUUGUACAUCUUAGCGCCAAUACAGACAAUCGCAGCCGCCCUAUUGGUAGAAAGACAGAAGCAACAAAGGCCGAUAUAUUUCGUGAGCCACGUGCUGACCGAGGCAGAGCAAAGAUACCCCCUGGUAGAGAAGCUAGCCUUCGCAGUGGUCACAGCAGCAAGAAAGCUAAAACCAUACUUUGACGCGCAUAUAAUAGAGGUUCUCACAAACCACCCGCUGGAGAAAGCGUUACAAAAGAUGGAUGCAUCGGGUAGACUCUUAAAGUGGGAAAUCGAUCUUUCUGAGUAUGAAUUCGAAGUCAAGCCUAGAGCAGCCAUCAAGGCACAAGCUUUAGCAGACUUCACAGUGGAAGCCUCCUACGAGGAGAAAGAGGAUGACGUUGGGGUCUGGAAGGUGGAAGUGGAUGGAUCCUCAGCCCAAACGGGGAGUGGGGCAGGAGUCAUAAUGACGUCUCCAAAAGGAAACGUAUUUGAGUAUACAAUCAAGUUCAAGUUCAAAGCGUCUAAUAAUGAAGCAGAGUACGAGGCGACGCUGGCAGACCUGCGUAUGAGCCUCGCAGCCGGAGCCCGCAAAGUACACCUGCAGACUACAUGGGCGUAUGAGAUAAGGGAAGCCACUAUGAUGAAAUACGUAACCAAAGUGAAAGAGCUGGCAGCCCAGCUAGUCCAUUUCCAAAUAGACUUGGUCCCUAGAGCAGGAAACUCUCAGGCUGAUGCCUUAUCUAAGUUAGCCAGCUCCACCUUAGAAAGUCUCAUAAGAAUAAUGAUGGUCGAAGUGUUAGAGGAGAGCAGCAUCGCUGAAAAGGAGCAGGUAAACUGCGUCAGGAGUCAAAGAGCCUGGUUCUCAGACAUCUUGGCAUACAAACUUCAAGGCUCGCUGCCCGAUGAUGAAGCACAGACUAAAAAGGUGAAGAAAGACGCAAAUUGGUAUGUAGUGAUGAAUGGAGAGCUAAACAAGAAAGGCUUCUCAAAGCCGCUGCUGAGGUGUAUUCUAGAAUGGGAGCAGGAGGGCAUUAUGGAAGAAGCCCAUUUCGGAAUAUGUGCCAACCAUAUCGGCGGGAAAGCAUUGGGAGUAUAG